This is a messenger RNA of Fimicolochytrium jonesii, 1332 nucleotides long. RefSeq names its product ribosomal protein S5 domain 2-type protein. Gene Ontology annotation, cellular component: nuclear exosome (RNase complex); cytoplasmic exosome (RNase complex). The coding region runs from base 236 to 1186 and encodes 316 amino acids. The record is from RefSeq and is a predicted model, not a curated record. Gene Ontology annotation, biological process: nuclear polyadenylation-dependent mRNA catabolic process; nuclear polyadenylation-dependent rRNA catabolic process; nuclear mRNA surveillance. The transcript has 4 exons. NCBI's taxonomy places the organism in Eukaryota, Fungi, Chytridiomycota, Chytridiomycetes, Spizellomycetales, Powellomycetaceae.
GUUCAGAAGGAUCUUCACACCAGCACCUCGCCAAGGCACAUAUGUCCACCCUCCUUGUGCUUCCUGUAAGAUCCCGUUUCCUGUUGGGCGAUAGCCGGAAAGACUAUUCUCAAGAUAUCUCGGACUGUAUCAAUCCAACAAAGCGUCGUGUUGUGGAAGCGAGCGACCGACGCGCCUGUAGAAGUUCGAACACCGUUUGACAAUUUGGACCAGCAAGAAAACCCUCGUAGCAGCCAUGAUAUCCGUGACCGAAAGGGACUUUAUAACGAAAGGGAUCGACUGCGCCAUUAGAGCCGACGGUCGGUCCCGUCUCGACUACCGCGAAUUCAAGCUCGAAACAGGCAUGAUCAACCAAGCCAGCGGCUCAUGCCGGGUUACUUUGGAAGGCGGGACGGAUGUCCUCGUCGGUGUCAAAGUGGAAGUGGGGAGCAUAGAACCCGACCUCACGGACGCAGACGACGACGACGGUGCCCCUGCAGGAGUCGAGGCGGCCGACGAUGUGGAGCAGCAGGCCGGAACAGCGCAUAAAGACCGCGAUAGAGGCCGAAUAGUGUGCAACGUGGACUGCUCGCCUUCGGCGACAAGGGUGUUCGACCCACGCGACGUGGAGAACAUGUGCAAUGAGUACUCCCAAUUCAUGAACAGGGUGUUGAACGGGCCCCAGGGCGGAGUCAACCUGAAGGCACUGUGCAUAAUACCGGGAUCAACAUGUUGGAUCUUGAACAUCGAUGCGCUGGUUUUGGAUUACGGGGGCAAUUUGCUGGAUGCGAUCUUCAUGGCUACUCGUGGCGCGCUGCAUAACACGAGGAUCCCAAAGGCGACUGUUGAGCAGUCUGAUGGACGGGUUGAGUUCGAUAUAGCUGAUGAGGAGACGGAGAUCGUUGAGGGAUGGCAAAACGUGCCGGUCUCGGUUACGCUGAGCAAAAUCGCAUAUCGUCACAUCAUCGAUGCAACACCAUUGGAGGAGCUGUGUGCAUCUGCCCAUCUAACCGUGGCAGUCAACAAGGCAGAAAAUCUUUGUGCGCUGCAAAAGGGAGGAAAGGGAGGUGUGGAGCCAAGUUUGCUUGCUGAGAUGGUUCAGACGGGGAAGCAACAGGGGCAAACGCUAUUGAGGAGGCUAGAUCAGCUUCUUGCCGAGGAAGAGCAAAGGAUAGCGAACGGCGUUGACCCUGUCGGGUUCAGAUAGAAGAGAUGUCCGUGUGAGUGCCGACUUCGUUUUAGCGCACGUAGGAACCCGGCGUCUAUCGACACACCCGUAGCAUUCUUAGUGCACAUAAAGAUGUCUCGGAAACGGAUCCAAAUAUAUAUAUUCGAGAAACAGAUGUAAAUGCA